AUGGCCAAUGUCAUGCUACAGCUGUUCGGAAAGGAGGGAAUUCUAGAAAAAGGUGGAUUUUACAGAACCGGAUAUAUUCAUGAAAACGCGACAGCUUCAAUCGUGCUGCUUGAAAGUUUCCAGAACAGAUCAGUUCUCUUACACGAAAUAAUGCAAGCUCACGAAGCGCCGAUUGGUGCAGGUGCACUUGCGUUAGUCGUACAGUUGUUUUUCACGCCGACAGAUUUCCGACGUGUGACCGAUUGGCUCCGAGAAGAUAUACGGUUAGGAUAUAUUAACUAUGAUGAUCCUUGCUCUCCGAUUGUGAAAAUAAAAUUCGUUUGCUGCACCAAGAUUGCAAAUCCAUUUCUCGCACCAAAGUUUGGAACGCUGAGAGUAGAUAUCGAUUAA
Molecule: messenger RNA, 390 nt
Organism: Porites lobata
Lineage: Eukaryota; Metazoa; Cnidaria; Anthozoa; Scleractinia; Poritidae
Source: the annotation of a GenBank genome assembly